Sceloporus undulatus (fence lizard) is the source of this 4320-nucleotide messenger RNA. It is a transcript of the gene GATA2, whose product is annotated as GATA binding protein 2. Gene Ontology annotation, biological process: positive regulation of angiogenesis; positive regulation of miRNA transcription; cell fate commitment. The record is from RefSeq and is a predicted model, not a curated record. The transcript is spliced from 6 exons. Gene Ontology annotation, molecular function: zinc ion binding; RNA polymerase II cis-regulatory region sequence-specific DNA binding; DNA-binding transcription factor activity, RNA polymerase II-specific. The coding region runs from base 473 to 1948 and encodes 491 amino acids. Lineage: Eukaryota; Metazoa; Chordata; Lepidosauria; Squamata; Phrynosomatidae. Gene Ontology annotation, cellular component: nucleus.
GCAAGGAGCGCACCGCAGAGAGACAGAAGAGAGAGACAGACACACAGAGAGAGGGAAAGGGGGGGGAUCGCGCCCCAGGGGCUCCAGAUGUGCUGCCCCACCGCCGCCUGGCCAGCCCCCGAAGGCCAGACCUCCCCAGAAGGCAGCCCCCUUUGAACCAGUGGCCUCGGGAGGGAAAAGGAAAGAGGAGUCCCAAGAGGAGACCUGGAAGAAAGGCCCCUCAAACCCCGACAUCCAAAGAGGAAAAGGGCCGGGCCUGGAGGAAAGGUGUUGAUCCAGCUGUGUCUGUGUCUCUGUGUCGUUGUUGUUGUUGUUGUUGUUUUGGGGAGGGGCCUCCGGAGCCCCUCUCUCUCGGCACCGCUUUAAAAAGGAGGCGGAGGCGGCGGUGCUCCUUUCGGCGUCCCUUCUUCUUCUCCUUCUUCUUCCGAGGCCGGCUCUCCUCUCCAAAGGCAGCCCAGCCGGAGAAGCCGCCAUGGAGGUGGCCACCGACCAGCCCCGCUGGAUGGCCCACCACGCCGCCGUGCUGAACGGGCAGCACCCGGAGAGCCACCACCCGGGCCUGGCCCACAACUACAUGGAGCCGGCCCAGCUGCUGCCUCCGGACGAAGUGGACGUCUUCUUCAACCACCUGGACUCCCAGGGCAACCCCUACUACGCCAACUCGGCCCACGCCAGGGCCAGGGUCUCCUACAGCCAAGCCCACGCGCGGCUGACCGGGGGCCAGAUGUGCCGCCCGCACUUGCUCCACAGCCCCGGCCUGCCCUGGCUGGACAGCGGCAAGGCGGCGGCCCUGCACCACAACCCCUGGACGGUGAGCCCCUUCGCCAAGGGCCCGCUCCACCCCUCCGCCGCGGGGCCGCCGCCCGGGGCCCUCUCCGUCUACCCGGGGGCCGCAGGAGGAGGAGGCGGCGGCGGAGGAGGCGGCGGCGGCGGGGGCUCGGGCUCGGUGGCCCCGGCCUCCCACGCGGGCUCCCACCACCUCUUCGGCUUCCCGCCCACGCCGCCCAAGGAGGUCUCCCCGGACCCCAACAGCGGCAGCAGCAGCGCCGCCUCGCCCGCCUCGGCCAGCCGCCCCGAGGAGAAGGAGGCCGGCGGGCUCAAGUACCAGGUCUCCCUGGCCGCCGAGGGCAUGAAGAUGGAGAGCGCCAGCCCGCUCCGGAGCAGCCUGGCCGCCGCCAUGGGGGCCCAGCCGGGCACCCACCACCCGAUCCCCACCUACCCCUCCUACGUCCCCGCCGCCGCCCACGACUACGGAGGCAGCCUCUUCCACCCGGGCAGCUUCCUCGGGGGACCCGCCUCCAGCUUCACCCCCAAGCAGAGGAGCAAGGCCCGCUCCUGCUCAGAAAGAAAUCCGGUUUCUUCGUGUUUCCAUUUAGAAGGCAGAGAGUGUGUCAACUGUGGAGCUACUGCCACCCCUCUCUGGAGAAGAGACGGUACUGGGCAUUACCUGUGUAACGCCUGCGGGCUCUACCACAAAAUGAACGGUCAAAACCGACCUCUCAUUAAACCUAAACGGAGGCUGUCAGCAGCUAGGAGAGCAGGAACCUGUUGUGCGAAUUGCCAGACAACCACCACUACCUUAUGGCGGCGUAAUGCAAAUGGAGAUCCAGUUUGUAAUGCCUGUGGACUUUACUAUAAAUUGCAUAAUGUGAACAGGCCUCUGACCAUGAAGAAGGAAGGAAUCCAAACCAGGAAUAGGAAAAUGUCCAACAAGUCCAAGAAGAGCAAGAAAGGCUCAGAAUGUUUUGAGGAACUUUCCAAGUGCAUGCAGGAAAAGUCGUCUCCUUUCAGCGCUGCCGCCCUUGCCAGUCACAUGACCCCGAUGGGCCACUUGCCCCCUUUCAGCCACUCUGGACACAUCCUCCCAACACCUACCCCUAUCCACCCAUCUUCCAGCAUCUCAUUUGGACAUCCGCAUCCAUCCAGCAUGGUCACCGCCAUGGGAUAGAAUUGGGAGAUCCUAACAAGACUGCAAACACUGGGCUUGGCCUACAGGUGACAACAAAGAUGGAUUCUGCCCAGAAGCGAAACAUAGAGGGAAGGAAGGAAGGAAAAGGGGAAAUCUCAUUCCAGCGUGGUUCAACUCCUAGUGCUAGACUAGAACUUGGUAAUUAUGACUCUUCUGCAGAAAUGCUUUUAAUGGUGCCUGUUAUGCACUUUCCCUCCCUCAGGUAAAAGGAGAAAGAGGAACUCACCUGUUUGAUAUGAUGCCUGCUCUAGUCCCGGCAGAAAGUAAAGAUGGCUGAAGUGGUAGAAGAAGCUGGAGCCAACUUUCUUUCUCUUUGUUCAUUACUGUGAAUAUUGUAAAGAGAUUAACCACCUCCUGAAACAGAGGAAGCCCAGUGGUAGCCACCCAUGCUGGAUUUCUAUCACAGACUGGUGUUCUUGGGGGAGGGGAAGAAAAAGGACAACUUUAUAAUAAAAAAAUCUACUUUUUAAGAAAAGAAAUCAGACACAGAAAAAAUAAAAAAUAAUUAUUUAUUUUGCUCUUGUGUUCUAGAAGGAGUGUCAGAACUCUUGCAUGAAUUUGUGGAUCUUUUUGUUUUGUUUUGUUUUGUUUUUAAAGAUACAUCCACCCUAGUAGAAAACAGAGAGGGAUUUUUUUUUGAUUAAUUGUUGUUAUUCUUGCUUAAUGGCCACACUUUUGACUCUCUUCAUUGGUGUUAGACUUAAACAGAUCUACUAGCCAAGGGGAUGUGUGUCAGAGAGAGAAACAUUUAGCUCUAAGGUUACAGUAGCUUCAAGGUGUGGAUUAUUUUUGUCAUAAUUUCUGCAUUCUCUUCCUCAAUGUGAAGAUCUUUGGUCAAAAGCAUGGCAUCCUGCAAGAAGACAGAACACACUGGACAAAUGGUUUAGACGUUUCCCAUACCUGACUGCAGUGCUUUAAGCCAGGCUUACCCAACUCAGAGCCCUCCAGGUUGCUGGAGCAAAGCUUCCAUUAUCCUCUGUCCAUAACUAUGGUUGCUGAGGAUGAUGGGAGCUGUGCUGCAACCAGUCUGUAGGCACACUAGGUCAGAGAUCCCUUUUCCUUCCUCCAAGUUUCAUGAUACUGUAGGUGCUGCAUUGCCUAGCUUCACAGACUUGUUUUGCUCUGCCUCUGUGUUCUGUACCCUGUGGUCCUCUAUGUCAGUGCAGGGUUUCUUUCUGCUUCCCUUGGUGUCUUUAUCUGCCUUCUGUCCCUUCCAUGCAUCUAAUAGAAGCACUGAUAUGUAACGCCUUCUGUAGUGCAUGUGCUGGUGUGCUUAACUUCUCCCCUACCAGCCUGUCCUGGAAACCCCCAACUUUAACAACCACUCUUAUGCAAGCAUACUCCUUGUAUGCUCCACCAGUCAUAUUGGUGGUUCUUGUGCCAACUGUUUAGCUGACAAAGGCAAUUCAUGGUGCCAUCCCUCCUGUGCAGAAAGCCAGCAUGGUAUAGUGUAGACUAUGACUCUGGAGAGUAGGGAUUGAAUCACUGCUUGGCCAUGGAAACCCCUGGGUGACCUUAGACAAGUAACACAUUCUCAGCCUCAGAGGAAGGCAAACUCAAACCUCCACUGAAUAAAUCUUGCCAAGAGAACCCUGUGAUAGAUUUGACUUAGGGUCGCCAUAAAUUUGAAACAACUUGAAAGCAUACAACAGUAACCCCUCUUGUGCAUACCUAUUGAGCAGUAAGUCCCAUAGAAUCCAGUGGUGCUUACUCCCAGGUAAACAUGAAUAGGAUUGUAUCUUGUGAUCAGUCUUACCACAGAUUCAGGCCAUUGGCCCAUGCUGCUCAUCUUGAAUGUUGGAAGUGGCAGUGAUUGGUUUUGCAGGAGAUGGCAAAUUUUGAACCUUUUGAGACCUUUCAUUUGCAUUUGUUUUGUCUCACAGCAGAAGAGAGAAGAACCUUGGGCCCUGAUUGCCAUUUCUGCCCACCCCCCUUGUGAUCUCAGUCUCGCCCUCUGGACUUCCCACUAGGACCCUUAGUGGUUUCCUAACAUUGCCAUAAUUCCCCCCUUCCCAUUCUUAAAGGUUGAAACUCUUGAAGUUACUGGGGACUUUAAAUUGAAAUGUGCUGGCAUUUGUGGGCCUUUCGCCUUUGACUUCACCCUCCAGUGGAAUUCCCCCCCCCCCAAAAAAAAAUCCCAAACCCUCUCUGGUCUUCAAGGGGAAACAAGUGGUCAACCCAUGCUCUAGCAGAGUGUGUUCUUGGGUCUAAUGUGCAACUUCAUAUCAAAGCAGCAGAAUUGCAGAAUUAUAGAGCUGGGAGAGACCACAAGGGUCCAUCCAGACCAACCCUGCCAUUCAGGAACUCAAAAUCAAAGUAUUCCUGACAGAUGGCCAUCCAGCCUCUGUUUA